Messenger RNA from Nipponia nippon (crested ibis), 1586 nucleotides. Lineage: Eukaryota; Metazoa; Chordata; Aves; Pelecaniformes; Threskiornithidae. The record is from RefSeq and is a predicted model, not a curated record.
AAGAUUUUACUUUUAGGCACUGGGGAGAGUGGAAAAAGCACAUUCAUUAAGCAAAUGCGUAUAAUUCAUGGCUCAGGCUACUCUGAAGAGGACAAAAAAGGCUUCACCAAGCUGGUGUACCAAAACAUCUUCACUGCCAUGCAGUCUAUGAUCAGGGCCAUGGAAACCCUGAAGAUUCUGUACAAAUACGAACAGAACAAGGCCAAUGCAGUGCUGAUCCGGGAAGUGGAUGUAGAAAAGGUCAUGACAUUUGAGCAGCCAUAUGUAAGUGCAAUUAAAACAUUGUGGAACGACCCUGGAAUACAAGAGUGUUAUGACAGGAGAAGAGAAUAUCAGCUUUCUGACUCAGCUAAAUACUAUCUUAGCGAUGUGGAUCGUAUUGCUACCCCAGGAUAUCUACCAACUCAGCAAGAUGUGCUACGGGUUAGAGUUCCUACAACCGGUAUCAUAGAGUACCCCUUUGACCUAGAGAAUAUUAUCUUCAGAAUGGUGGAUGUUGGUGGUCAAAGAUCAGAACGAAGGAAGUGGAUCCAUUGCUUUGAAAAUGUGACUUCCAUCAUGUUUUUAGUAGCACUUAGUGAAUAUGACCAAGUUCUGGUGGAAUCUGAUAACGAGAACCGAAUGGAAGAGAGUAAGGCUCUCUUUCGAACCAUUAUCACUUAUCCAUGGUUCCAAAACUCUUCUGUUAUCCUCUUUCUCAACAAGAAAGAUCUGUUGGAAGACAAGAUCCUAUAUUCUCACCUUGUUGACUAUUUCCCAGAGUUUGAUGGCCCACAGAGGGAUGCACAGGCAGCCCGUGAGUUCAUUCUCAAGAUGUUUGUGGAUUUAAAUCCAGACAGCGAUAAAAUCAUCUAUUCUCACUUCACAUGUGCCACAGACACAGAAAACAUCCGUUUCGUCUUUGCAGCUGUCAAGGACACCAUCCUACAGCUCAACCUGAAGGAGUACAACCUGGUUUGACCCGCUCUGCUCUUGGCCCCUUGAGAGGCUUCAUUGUGAAGAAAAGACAAAAAAAGAAAUUUUAAAUAUGACAGGAAAAAAGUUUUAAUUUUUGAUGAUGUAAUGAUUGCAAAUUGUCUGAUCUGUGGAGUGGCAAGUGCUCAGUGUUAUCCUGGAGUCUCAUGUCUCUGUCCACAGAGUAGCUGAUUUCAUAUUUUUAACAAAUUGCUUUUAUUUCACAGUUAACGGGGAUAUGCCUCAUUUCUUCAGCACCUUGCUUACUUCUUAAUUUUUUGCCAAACAGCUAAGGCAGUCUCAUCUUGAGCUUUCCUUUGUUGCUUAGCUAUUUUUUUCCCCUUUUCAUUCCCAUGGUAUAUAUAUAAAAAACUAACUUUCCAGCCGAGAUUGUGAAUUCACUGGACUGUGGGAGUGCAGAAUGCUACUGGUCCCUUUGCCUUGUGCUAUAGGGUGCCUCUGGUGUAAUUUGCUAAUCCUGCUUGCUUCCCCGUGCCCCCCACCCCUCCCUUCUUUCCCUUCCCUUCCCCAGGACACGCUCCAUGGUUCACUGUGAUGAAAUGUUGGGGAGGAGCGAUUGCUCUCCAACUAUUGUGCAAAAAAAGAAAAAGGCAAAACAAAAAAAAAAGCCA